This is a messenger RNA of Tupaia belangeri chinensis (Chinese tree shrew), 9756 nucleotides long. It is a transcript of the gene PAPPA, whose product is annotated as pappalysin 1. The coding region runs from base 1 to 4827 and encodes 1608 amino acids. NCBI's taxonomy places the organism in Eukaryota, Metazoa, Chordata, Mammalia, Scandentia, Tupaiidae. The record is from RefSeq and is a predicted model, not a curated record. The transcript has 24 exons. Gene Ontology annotation, biological process: cell surface receptor signaling pathway; proteolysis. Gene Ontology annotation, molecular function: metalloendopeptidase activity.
AUGCAAAUUCUUCCCAAACCAGAAAGAUCUGACUCUGGGAUCUCCCGGUUUCAGAACCGUGCCAUAAUCCCUGCAUACCACAUUCCAGCUUUUAUAGAGGGGAUGUCUGAGUCAUUUGCUCAUCCUACAACUCUACAUACUUUCACCAACACAUAUUCUCCACUGGUUUUCUCUUCCCCCAAUGCCUGUAGCAAUGAUUCCAGCUCUCAGGAACACGGGGGAGAUAAAGUCGCAAAUUAUUUCAGCGGGCAAGGCGAGCAGCUGCGCCUCCGGGCCGACCUCGAGCUGCCCCGGGACGCGUUCACGCUGCAAGUGUGGCUGCGAGCGGAGGGGGGCCAGAGGUCUCCGGCGGUGAUCACAGGGCUGUAUGACAAAUGUUCUUAUACCUCGCGUGACCGAGGAUGGGUCGUGGGCAUUCACACCGUCAGUGACCAAGGCAACAGAGACCCACGCUACUUCUUCUCCUUGAAGACAGACCGGGCUCGGCAAGUGACCACCAUCAACGCCCACCGCACCUACCUCCCAGGCCAGUGGGUAUACCUAGCUGCUACCUACAAUGGGCGGCUGAUGAAGCUCUAUGUUAAUGGUGCCCAGGUGGCAACCUCUGGGGAGCAAGUGGGUGGCAUAUUCAGCCCACUGACCCAGAAGUGUAAAGUGCUCAUGUUGGGGGGCAGUGCUCUGAAUCACAACUACCGGGGCUACGUCGAGCACUUCAGUCUGUGGAAGGUGGCCAGGACUCAACAAGAGAUUCUGUCAGACAUGGACACACAUGGCUUCCAUACUCCUCUACCUCAGCUCCUCCUCCAGGAGAACUGGGACAAUGUGAAGCACUCCUGGUCCCCCAUGAAGGAUGGGAACAUUCCCCAGGUGGAAUUUAGCAAUGCCCAUGGCUUCCUGCUGGACACAAAUUUGGAGCCUCCUCUGUGUGGGCAGACGUUGUGUGACAACAGGGAGGUCAUUGCCAGCUACAACCAGCUCCCAACUUUCCGCCAGCCCAAGGUGGUACGCUACCGUGUGGUCAACCUCUAUGAUGAUGGCCAUGAGAACCCAACGGUGAGCCAACAGCAGGUCGACUUCCAGCACCGGCAGCUGGCUGAGGCCUUCAAGCACUAUAAUAUCUCCUGGGAGCUGGAGUUAUUGGAGGUGAACAACUCCUCCCUGCGCCACCGUCUCAUCCUGGCCAACUGUGACAUCAGCAAAAUUGGGGAUGAGAACUGCGACCCUGAGUGCAACCACACAUUGACUGGCCACGAUGCUGGGGAUUGUCGUAACCUGCGCCACCCUGCCUUCAUGAAGAAGCAGCAGAACGGGGUGUGUGACAUGGACUGUAACUAUGAACGGUUCAACUUUGAUGGCGGGGAGUGCUGUGACCCUGAAAUCACCGAUGUCACUAAGACUUGCUUUGAUCCUGACUCUCCACACAGAGCCUACUUGGAUGUUAAUGAGCUGAAGAGCAUUCUUAGAUUGGACGGAUCAACACACCUCAAUAUUUUCUUUGCAAACUCCUCAGAGGAGGAGUUGGCGGGAGUAGCAACUUGGCCAUGGGACAAGGAGGCCCUAAUGCACUUAGGUGGCAUUGUCUUGAACCCAUCUUUCUACGGNNNNCCUGGGCAUACCCACACCAUGAUCCAUGAGAUUGGGCACAGCCUCGGCCUCUAUCACAUCUUCCGAGGCAUCUCAGAGAUCCAGUCCUGCAGUGACCCCUGCAUGGAGACAGAGCCCUCCUUUGAGACUGGAGACCUCUGCAAUGACACCAACCCAGCCCCUAAACACAAGUUCUGCGGUGACCCAGGGCCAGGGAACGACACCUGCGGCUUUCAUAGCUUCUUCAACACUCCUUACAACAACUUCAUGAGCUAUGCAGAUGAUGACUGUACAGACUCCUUCACGCCCAAUCAAGUCGCCAGAAUGCACUGUUACCUGGACUUAGUCUACCAGAGCUGGCAGCCCUCUAGGAAGCCAGCACCUAUUGCACUUGCCCCCCAAAUCGUGGGCCACACAUUGGAUUCCAUCACACUGGAGUGGUUCCCACCCAUCGAUGGCCACUUCUUUGAAAGAGAAUUGGGAUCAGCAUGUGACCUUUGCUUGGAAGGGAGAGUCCUGGUACAGUAUGCUUUCAACGCCUCCUCCCCUAUGCCCUGUGGCCCAUCAGGACACUGGAGCCCUCGGGAAGCAGAAGGUCAUCCAGAUGUUGAACAGCCUUGUAAGUCCAGUGUUCGUACCUGGAGCCCAAAUUCAGCUGUCAACCCACACACGGUUCCUCCAGCCUGUCCUGAGCCACAAGGCUGCUACCUCGAGCUGGAAUUCCGUUAUCCAUUGGUCCCUGAGUCUUUGACCAUAUGGGUGACCUUUGUCUCCACUGACUGGGACUCCAGUGGAGCUGUCAAUGACAUCAAACUGUUGACUAUCAGUGGGAAGAACAUCUCCCUGGGCCCUCAGAAUGUCUUCUGUGAUGUCCCUCUGACCAUCAGACUCCGUGAUGUGGGUGAGGAGGUAUAUGGCAUACAGAUCUACACGCUGGAUGAGCACCUGGAAAUUGAUGCAGCCAUGCUGACUUCCGUUGCAGACAGCCCACUCUGCCUAGAGUGUAAGCCCUUGCAGUAUAAGGUGAUCCGGGACCCUCCGCUACAAGUGGAUGUGGCCUCCAUCCUGCACCUUAAUAGAAGAUUCACAGACAUGGAUCUCAAUCUUGGCAGUGUGUACCAAUACUGGGUCAUCACCAUUUCAGGAACUGAAGAGAGCGAGCCUUCACCUGCUGCCAUAUACAUCCAUGGAAGUGGGUACUGUGGUGAUGGCAUUAUCCAGAAAGGCCAAGGAGAAGAAUGUGAUGACAUGAAUAAGAUCAAUGGCGAUGGCUGCUCCCUUUUCUGUCAACAAGAAAUUUCCUUCAAUUGUAUAGAUGAACCCAGCCGGUGCUAUUUCCAUGAUGGUGAUGGGGUAUGUGAGGAGUUUGAACAAAAAACGAGCAUUAAAGACUGUGGUGUCUACACACCUCAGGGGUUCCUAGAUCAAUGGGCAUCCAAUGUUUCCGUCUCCCACCAAGACCAGCAAUGUCCAGGCUGGGUCGUCAUUGGACAGCCGGCAGCAUCCCAGGUGUGUCGAACCAAGGUGAUAGAUCUCAGUGAAGGCAUUUCCCAGCACGCUUGGUACCCUUGCACCAUCAGCUACUACUCCCAGCUGGCUCAGAAUUCUUUCUGGCUCCGGGCGUAUUUCUCUCAGCCCAUGGUUGCUGCAGCUGUCAUUGUCCACCUGGUGACGGAUGGGACAUAUUAUGGGGACCAAAAGCAGGAAACCAUCAGUGUACAACUGCUUGAUACCAAAGAUCAGAGCCACGAUCUAGGCCUCCAUGUCCUGAGCUGCAGGAACAAUCCCCUGAUUAUCCCUGUGGUCCAUGACCUCAGCCAGCCCUUCUACCACAGCCAGGCGGUACGUGUGAGCUUCAGUUCGCCCCUGGUCGCCAUCUCGGGGGUGGCCCUCCGCUCCUUCGACAACUUUGACCCCGUCACCCUGAGCAGCUGCCAGAGGGGAGAGACCUACAGCCCUGCCGAGCAGAGCUGUGUGCACUUUGCAUGUGAGGCCAUGGACUGCCCAGAGCUGGCUGUGGAGAACGCUUCUCUCAAUUGCUCCAGCAGCGACCGCUACCAUGGCGCUCAGUGUACUGUGAGCUGCCAGACAGGUUAUGUUCUCCAGAUACAGCGGGAUGAUGAGCUCAUCAAGAGCCAGACGGGACCCAGUAUCACAGUGACCUGCACAGAGGGAAAGUGGAACAAGCAGGUGACAUGUGAGCCAGUGGACUGUGGAGUCCCAGAUCACCAUCAUGUCCACGCCGCCUCCUUCUCCUGCCUCGAGGGCACCACCUUUGGCAGCAAAUGUUCCUUCCAGUGUCGUCACCCUGCACAACUUAAAGGUAACAACAGCCUUCUUACCUGCAUGGAGGAUGGACUGUGGUCCUUUCCUGAGGCCCUGUGUGAGCUCAUGUGCCUAGCGCCACUGCCUGUACCAAACGCAGACCUCCAGACAGCCCGGUGCCGAGAGAACAAGCACAAGGUGGGCUCCUUCUGCAAGUACAAAUGCAAACCUGGAUACCACGUACCUGGCUCCUCUCGGAAGUCAAAGAAGCGGGCCUUCAAGACACAGUGUACCCAAGAUGGCAGCUGGCAAGAGGCAGCUUGUGUCCCCGUGACUUGUGACCCACCUCCACCAAAAUUCCAUGGGCUUUACCAGUGCACGAAUGGCUUCCAAUUCAACAGCGAGUGUAGGAUCAAGUGUGAAGACAGUGACUCCUCCCAGGGACGUGGGAGCAACGUCAUCCACUGCCGGAAAGAUGGCACCUGGAGUGGCUCCUUCCAUGUUUGCCAGGAGAUGCAAGGCCAGUGCUCAGCCCCGAACCAGCUCAACAGCAACCUCAAACUGCAGUGCCCUGACGGCUACGCCAUAGGGUCGGAAUGCGCCACCUCGUGCCUGGACCACAACAGCGAGUCCAUCAUCCUGCCCGUGAACGUGACCGUGCGUGACAUCCCCCACUGGCUGAACCCCACACGGGUGGAGAGAGUCGUCUGCACAGCUGGCCUCAAGUGGUAUCCUCACCCAGCUCUGAUUCACUGUGUCAAAGGCUGUGAGCCCUUCAUGGGAGACAAUUACUGUGAUGCCAUCAACAACAGAGCCUUCUGCAACUACGAUGGUGGAGACUGCUGCACCUCCACGGUGAAGACCAAGAAGGUCACCCCUUUUCCUAUGUCCUGUGACUUACAAGGUGACUGUGCUUGUCGGGACCCCCAGGCCCAAGAACACAGCCGAAAAGACCUCCGGGGGUACAGCCAUGGCUAAAGAAGGACAAGGAGCUGUCAAAGAAUUCCCAGCGCCAGGACCCGCAUCCCUUUGGUAUUGAUUUCACAGUCAGCUGCUCAAUGGAAUGGCCUCUCCACACCAGGGAUCCUUAGCACCCAACCGGUCUGCCUUUAAUUUCACCCAGAAAGGACUCACAGUAGGGCGAAUGAACAAAGUCUCGCCAUGCAGAAUGAUGGAAUGGAAUCCUACCCAAAAUCUAAGAUGGAUUGCAUACAGUGUGUAAUCCCGGAGCCUCCUAGAAUUCUAACCAUUUGCCACACAACCACAGCAAGAAACUUGUUCUGUAUCUAGGAGUGUACACAUCUGCGGUUAGUAAACAUGCAUGCAUACGCACCCAUACAAACACCUGUGUGAGGGCAGUUCUGGAGACUGAGCAGAGAGAGACUGGAACAGAAUCAAUCUUUCCUUUCCCCCGCUCCUAGCCAACACUCUUUGGGAGAAAGAGAGAUGCAGAAACUGCUAAGACCAAGUGUUAAGAUGCCAAGAUAUCUCACACCCUGAGGCUCGGAAUACAUAGGCAUGCAUACUUGUGCAGCUUUUGGGGGUUGGAAGUGAAAUGGUCUUCUAGGGAAGCAGGACCCAGGAAGAGAUAAAGAAUCAAAGGUAUCUUUACCCAAGAUCCCAAUUUCCGCUGCCAUGGGGAUUUUACCCCAACUCCAGGGUUCAAGGCCAAACUGGAAAUGGCUUAGGACUGCAAUGUCAAGGUAUUAUACCAGCCCCCUGCUUGAGGCUUGAGGUCAUAAUAUCCUUCCAGAACCCACCCAUUCCUCAAAUCUUGCCUUGGGACCACAAUUGCUGCUACUUUUCUUGCUGCUCUAUCCUACAUAUUGUUACCCCAAGAAGGUAGAACUAGGUUAGGAAAAACCCCACACAACCAAGCAGUCUGCCUUAAAAGUGACCCACAUUUGUCCACAGUCCCUCAUUUCCUAUCCCGUCUGUGAGAGAAGAAGCCCAGUUGGCCCACAUGUUGAGAAGUUAAGUCACCUGAACGUGGGUUUCUCAUCCUGGAAAGGAGUUGAGGGUCUUCAGAUGCUGGAAUCCUCACUGAGAGUCUAGAAUGUCUAAGCCAGUGUUAGAUUUUAUAAUCAAGUGGAACAGUGUUCAAUUUCCAUGAUCUUCAAGCCAUUCAGAGACUGUUGGAAUGGUUGAAACUUUUAAAUUAAUCAUUUUUAUCUUUGUCUUCCUAGCCCUUUAGGCUUAAGUAGGCUUUGCUCCUGAGAACCUCACUGUUGAUCUGGGUAGAUACAAUUCUGAAACAGAGAAUCAUCUUGGAUAUGAUCAAUAUAGAUGGUGUUAAAGAGGACCAUCAGAGAGAAGCCAAAGAGUUCACAGCCCCAGUACCCACAACCUGACAUGGUCAUCAUGUUUUCCAUAUACCUUUUCAGUUACCAAUACUUCCUACCAUACCUGUUGUUGGGCAAGCCUUCUCUCUCUCCCAAGGUCAGCCUCCAAAAGUUUAGAGGGAAUUAAUCAAUGAUAUGUAUUGGCUCUCACCUCCUUGGGGGCCUCUUUGCCUCUUUUUAUUCCAUUACCUCCUCUCCCUUUUAGUUAAUAUGGAAGGAGAUUAAUCUAUGAUGAAGUGUGGGGGAGGGGGAAGUUAAGUAAGACAUAUUUUCUGAACCUGGAGUGGGAAAAUGAGAUGAUAGGGUCUAAACUAGUUAUAUUACAUAAAGUUUACUAUAAAUCAAGUCAUCUCAUGUCUAGUGAAGAAAAAGAAGAAAAACAGUCUGGCACAGGAAUGCAAAUACCUGUGUACUUUCCUAAUUCCUAUAUCCAAGGCAGGCAUUAUUAAUUCAUCAUGGUUCUUUUUCUAAUUAGGACCAAAAACAAAUUCAGAAACCAUCCCACUAUAUUAUUUUCAACAGCAAUUACUUGGUGACCAAAAACACUCGAGAAGACAUCUAUUGGCCAUCUGUGGUCUUAUAUUAAGAAAUAUAUCAAGGUGCUCUUAGCAUAGGUGCCCACAAAUAAAGGUGCAUGUGCUCAGAUAGUUUAUGGGGCUUGUACCAAUUACAACUCUGGAGCUGGGUUCUAGCAUGGAGAGACUACCAUCGACGUUAAGGCCAGGCUCAAAUUCCUUAUGUUUCUUCCUUAUAAAAUUAUACCUUAUUUAUAUUCACGGCAUUUUUAUUUUCUAUGAUUAUCAGAGUCAAACCUUAUCAAAAAAUUAAAAUAACAUUAAAAGAAUUGAUCUCCCAUUGAUAUUUCCCUCCAGUAUCUUGGAACUCUUGCCAUGUCUUAAGGUCCCUGUCUUGCCCUAGCUGAGUUAUCAACCUGUAUGGUAUUAAUGUAGAAGGUAUGAGCUAAGAAAGGGAACAGUGUCAUCCCUUCCACUGGCUUAAUCACACCCGUAAGUGAACAGUUGUAGUGAUACAAAAAGUGCAGAAGACCCAAAGAUGACAUUACCAAUGGUGGAAUUGCAGGAACCGUAGAAGAACCUCACCAGCUUCUGUCAAAUCAAUCCUCAUCCUCUUUCUACCUUCACUCUCAUUGUCAACUCUCCCCACAUUCUCCAGGUGAGGCAAGAUUCCAGGAAGCUGAUGUUUAUGUUCAGACUCACAGAUUGAGAUCUUCUGAGUAAAGAUCCACGCACUCUUCUUCGUAUUAUCAUUCACACCUGUUACUAACAAAUGUAUAUGCCGAGGAAAUUAGGCAAAAGAGCUACUUGAUUGGUGGUCAGCCUCAUGCUCACAUGGAAAGUGUAAUUAAUAGGUUCUCCUCAACCCUUCAUGGAAGAGGAUCAGCUCUAUUUGUGCAAUGCACUGAUCGUUCUGUUUUCUUCCCGGGAAUGAACUCAAUGUCUCACCUCUUCCAUCUUCUGUUUAGGAGUGCUCACAUGGAGGCAGCUCCAAAGCAGCUUAAGGGCUCUAAAACAUGUAAGGGUUUUAUAUCAGAAGAAGUAUUAGCCUGCUAGCAGCAAAAAAGAAAGGAGAUGGGCAGUUCUCUAAGCCCUAUUUUUGGUAAGCCUUUCCAAGUCACAACCCUAGCUGCUUGUCCAGAGGACUUGUAUUAUUCCCAGAUUCUGUGCCAACAAACUUCUAAGGGAAUACAGUCGUCGAAAAGUCAGUUUUGGUGGGUGAAUUGGGAUGUUAAGGAAGGGAGGGAUUAACGGCCAUAAAUGCUAGGGCUUUGAAGAUGGAGGGUAUCAGCUGCAGCUCUUGACUUCAGCACGGUGAGUCACUGCCUAGACAGUUCUCUUGGUCUUAGUCCCACUUUGGCUGAUGCUUAAAUGCUAUCUGUUGAAUAUAAUUCUUUGAGACAGAUGUCAGCUACCUCCCUUCCAGGUUUGAUUUAACUUGGUUGUAACUUUCAAUUUGUUAUAGGUCUUACCUGUGUUUAAAAAAGAACUAGAGAGAGAAAGAAAAAGAGAAAAGAAAGAAAGAGAAAGAAACAGGAAAGAGAAAAAGAUGAAAGAAAGAAAAGAAAGGGAACAAAAAGGAAGGAAGGAAACCAUAAAGUCAUGUUAACAGUUUUGAGGUUUUGUGAUUCUUUUUGUUUGUUUGUUUUUCUGGAACUACUUCAAGUGGGAAAAUAAAAAGAAAAAAAUUGAUGGCACCCAAGCUGUACAGAUAGAGAUUAAUAGAAGACAAGGAGAUCAAAAAUAAAUUAAAAAAUGCAUGAUUAAAAAUUAAGAAUAAAAAACCUAUUUUUAUGUUUCCUAAAGGAAAUUGUUUAUUCUACAGAGUAGGUAGACACAAUCAUAAAGAUUUCCCUAGAAGACAUAGAGUGGGAUUUUAUAAUGUUGUCUGUUCUUUUCUGUACAUUGUGGUAGAUCCAGGAAAUACGGCAUUUUCCCCCUCAAUAUGUUGUUGUUCUUGGGGGCGGGGGGACAUUUCGUUUAUUCGUUUGGUGGCAAUCCGUGGUAGUCGGGAGUGGGGAGGGUUUGACAUUGGUUUUACCAAAUAUUAGUGGGACCUAUUGUGUUGUCAUGCUUUUCACAUUAUAAAAUGUUUGUAUUUGCCAGUGUAGCACUGGGCUUUAGAAGACUGCACUCAGAACCACACUGCACAGUCCAAUUUUCUAAAGAGCUGCUAUAUCACCAGACAGGUAAUUCUGAUGAGUUUUGCAAAACCACCCAACCAAGUAAACAACAAACAUUAAAAACUAAGUAGCAAAUGAAUAAAACUCUGUUCUUAUAUAAUGUAUUCAAGUUUUGCCAAAUUUCUACCAUAGCUUGCUUUUUAAAAGAAAUGCAUACUAUCCAAGAGAAGAAUUAUGUCCCUAGUAGAAAGAACCCAGAAUUCUUGACUCCAGGCAGCUGUUUGCUCAGUGAUUUUAAAACAAGUUAUCAAAUUGCCUCUACAUUUGCCUCAGUUUCUCUAGCUGCAAAAUGGGGAUAAUAAUACUUACCUACCUCAUAGUGGGAGGGCAGGGGUUUUAAAUGGAUUGGGGUGAUCUAUGAGGGCCAACCCAUCCUUCUGGGUUAUUUUUCAAGAGUGUACAGGCCCAUUGGCCUUUAAGACAGAUGAGGAGUGCUCAUUUAAGAUACUGAGGAAAAAAGCUGGUGCUCCUGGAUUAUAGUCCACCUUAAGAGAAAGACUUGUAUUGGGGAGUAUUUCAUUUUUUCAGGUAAAUUGAUUUUCCCCUUUAUUCUGGACUUUACUAGUUCUAUGAUUUGAUUAAAAAACAAUUCCUUCCUACAGUGUAAAAGCCAGUUUGCCAUUGUCUAUUCAAGACUUCUGGGCCAUUUCCAACUUAUAGAGGAAGGGAGUCUCUAAAAACUUCUCCUUCGGCAGACACCUCACUUCUCAGACUUAAAAUUCCACAUCCAGUGUUCCAUUAGAAGAGAUACGACAUUCUGAGUGCAAAUAACUUGGGGCUUCUUAAACUACACACCAGCAGUCAGUGAGGAGAAUUUUGAACAAUUAUUGAGUUGCUUUCUUGGGUCUCUAUAAUCAAUAACCUGUC